Andrographis paniculata is the source of this 925-nucleotide messenger RNA. Its product is annotated as transcription factor bHLH96-like. Gene Ontology annotation, molecular function: RNA polymerase II cis-regulatory region sequence-specific DNA binding; DNA-binding transcription factor activity, RNA polymerase II-specific; protein dimerization activity. Bases 52 to 666 code for a protein of 204 amino acids. Gene Ontology annotation, biological process: regulation of transcription by RNA polymerase II. The transcript has 3 exons. NCBI's taxonomy places the organism in Eukaryota, Viridiplantae, Streptophyta, Magnoliopsida, Lamiales, Acanthaceae. The record is from RefSeq and is a predicted model, not a curated record.
CUCUCUUCAUCUCUCUCAAUACACAACAUCAACGCCGCCGUCAAUUACUUCAUGGGGACAUCUCCGGCGGCGGCGGCGGAGGUGAAUGGAAGUGGCCGGCGGAGGAGGAAGAGAACCAAGAACAAAGAGGAGGCAGAGAGUCAGAGAAUGACUCACAUUGCCCUCGAAAGGAAUCGGCGCAAGCUCAUCAAUCACCACCUCUCCCGUCUUCGGUCUCUCAUGCCCCAGUCCUAUCUCCAAAGAGGCGACCAGGCCUCGAUCGUCGGCGGCGCCGUAGAAUUCGUAAAGGAGCUGGAGCACAUUCUGCAGUAUCUGGAAGCCAAAAAACACGCGUCUCCGGAAAACCCCGGAGACGGCGGCGCCGACGGGGGCACCAAGGCGGCGCCGCCAAUGGGCCGCCAAUUCGCCCAAUAUUUUGCAUACCAUCAAAAUCAAUGCGGAAGCAGUAAUUCAAAGUACACGUGGCAAGGGAGGGCGGCGGAAAUCGAGGUGACCCUAAUUGAAAGCCACGCGAACAUACGGAUCCUGUCGCGGCGGCGCGUGCGGCAACUCUCGAAAAUGGUGGCGGCGUUCCAGGCGGCGCUGCUGAGCAUCCUCCACCUUAACGUCAUCUCUGUCGACGUCGACGCCGUCGUCCUCUACUCCGUUAGCGCCAAGGUACGUUGAAGAAGGAAGCCAACUGAAGUCAGCGGAUAAAAUCGCAGGAGCAGUUCAUCACAUCCUCGGAAUAAUCGAAGGGGGUGGGGAAGAAGCUAAUCCUAUCUUAUCUAGGUACCCCUAAGCCUGUAAUAAUCCUAUUUAAGAUAUAAUAGUAGUAUUAUUAUUUGUAUUAUGGAUUUAUAUAUAUAUAUAAUGCUGAACAAUUAAUGUAAAAUCAUUUGAAAAAACAUACAUAUAUAAAUAAGUAUAAUCAAGUACUCUUUCA